AUGUUCCUUCCCGCCCUCCUCACAUUCCUCCUUGGACUCGUCUCGGCCGCCCCAGCACCGAAAGACAUCAUCUUCUCACACAACAACGCCGUCCGCUGCCGUACCUCGCCCACCCACGCUGCUCCGCCUGCCCGCCUAUACAACGCCGGCGACUAUAUCACGCUCGAGUGCCAAACGCUCAACGGGUACUGGUUCACCAGCGACGGAUGCUACGUCGAUAGCAUGGCGCUCCAUCCCAUCAACGCGGCGUACCACCCCCACGGGCCUGGGGCUGGACGUAAGCGCAGUAUUUGUCCCGAGUAG
Molecule: messenger RNA, 303 nt
Organism: Cutaneotrichosporon cavernicola
Lineage: Eukaryota; Fungi; Basidiomycota; Tremellomycetes; Trichosporonales; Trichosporonaceae
Exons: 1
Coding region: 1-303 (100 amino acids)
Source: RefSeq, a predicted model, not a curated record